CGUUAUUCGCUAUCUCCAUUCGGAUUAAACGAGGUUUUUGUAGAAACUGCAUAGUUCAACUGCAAUAAUUCUACAAAAUGUCGCUGAGAGGAGCAUGGCAGCUUCAGAAACUCAUUGUUAGCUACUGUGAUUGGGGAGGCAGCAGUAGAGGUAUCAGGGAAUUUAUGAAGACACAUUUGCCAUCACUUCAGGAGAGAAAUUCACAGCUGGAAGUUGUUCCAGAACUCAUUCGUGGACAGCAUCCACAUCUAAAAGGCUUCUACAGAAACAAGAAUGAACGAGUAAUAUGCGUGAAGAACUUGACUCCAGAAGACAUACUGCUGCAUGCAACCAGGUUGCGGAAUGCCUUGGGGAGGAAGGUGGUGAAGCUGAAGACAAGACACGUUACAAAGCAUCCUAGUGUACAAGGCACCUGGACAACUGCUCUGAAACUAUGAAGCAGCAUAAACCCCAUUUGCUUAAUAAUGCUGCGUACAAUUACUAACUAGGUUAUAUGAAGCGUAUAUUGCAGGUUCACGCCCCUAUAUGGAGUUUUAUGUUUUGGAUAAUGUUGCUGAACCCGUCUGGCAGUUCUCCCAUUGUUGCUGAGACAAUUAGGAUCAGAAGAGCUUUGGUGGAUUUUAGAUUACCACACUGUUUUCCUCAUACUUUUUCUUUUAUGUAUUUAUAUUGCUAAGUGGGUUAGCAAUUUUAAGUGCUCACAAAUUGUACAAGUUGACUUCAAUAGGUAGAAUAGAAUAGAUAUCAAGGAUCUUAAAAGGAUUUAC
Beta vulgaris subsp. vulgaris (sugar beet) is the source of this 767-nucleotide messenger RNA. Its product is annotated as 54S ribosomal protein L51, mitochondrial. NCBI's taxonomy places the organism in Eukaryota, Viridiplantae, Streptophyta, Magnoliopsida, Caryophyllales, Amaranthaceae. The coding region runs from base 78 to 437 and encodes 119 amino acids. Gene Ontology annotation, molecular function: structural constituent of ribosome. The transcript has 3 exons. Gene Ontology annotation, biological process: mitochondrial translation. Gene Ontology annotation, cellular component: mitochondrial large ribosomal subunit. The record is from RefSeq and is a predicted model, not a curated record.